GGCCCUUCCGGCGCGUCAAUUCCGCCCGCGCGCGGCGCCGCCGGAAGUGCGUGGGCGCCUCGUCCGCCCGGGCCGGCCCGAGGGGCGCGGCGCGGGGUCGGCGCGGCCGGCGCAGGGCAGGAUGUACACGCUGCUGUCCGGCCUGUACAAGUACAUGUUCCGGAAGGACGAGUACUGCAUCCUCAUCCUGGGCCUGGACAAUGCGGGCAAGACGACCUUCCUGGAGCAGUCCAAGACCCGCUUCAACAGGAGCUACAAGGGCAUGAGCCUGUCCAAGAUCACCACCACCGUGGGGCUCAACAUCGGCACCGUGGACGUGGGGAAGGCGCGCCUCAUGUUCUGGGACUUGGGGGGACAGGAGGAGCUGCAGUCUCUGUGGGACAAGUACUACGCAGAGUGCCAUGGUGUCAUCUACGUCAUUGACUCCACAGACGAGGAGAGGCUGUCGGAGUCCAAGCAGGCCUUUGAGAAGAUGGUCACGAGUGAGGCUCUGGACGGUGUCCCCAUCCUGGUGCUGGCCAACAAGCAGGACGUGGAGACCUGCCUGUCCAUCCCCGACCUCAAGACAGCCUUCAGCGACUGCACGUCCAAGAUCGGCCGGCGCGACUGCCUGACCCAGGCCUGCUCGGCCCUCACCGGCCAGGGUGUGCGCGAGGGCAUCGAGUGGAUGGUGAAGUGCGUGGUGCGAAACCUGCGCCGGCCGCCGCGGCAGACGGACAUCACAUAGGCAGCCCUGCUGCCCUCCGGCCGUUCCUCUUCCCAGUCCCAAAGGCUUUGGAUUCUCUCUGACAAACUUUUCUGUGUCUGGAAACGUGUGAGCCCUGGGGCUUCUGUGCAGGGGAGUCGGGCGGAUGGGCCGGCUCCAGCCCGGGGUCCCCCUCACCCUGAGUCACUCCACCCCAGGGCACCUGCCAGGGCUUAGGAUCAGGCGGGGACGUGCUCUGCUGUGUCCCCUGUGGGAGCCCCUGCCCAGUGGGCCUGGCCCUGGGAAGAUACCAGCAGGAAAGAAGGGUCAGGCUGUGCGCCCCUGCUGCCCUGCGGGGCCCGCGUGGCGGGGUCAGGUCCCAGGGCAGGGGAGGCGAGUCCGGGCUGGCACUGCCUCUCCCUAGGGCCUCUCGGUGCAGAGCAGCCUCCCAGAGCCGGCUCCCCAGAGCAGAGCAUUUCCCAGGAAGUUUGGACUGCCCUGCCCUCAUGGACUCCCAGACUGACCUGCCCUGCCCUCCACAGCGCCAACUCUACCCGCCCUCUGACCCAGUGCGGGGAGGGGGCAUAUGGGGGCGGCGUGCCCAGGUUCUCUGCAGGGUCCUGCCACACUGCACCCAGACAGCUGACAGCCGGGAUUACAAGAGACUAUAAAUAAACUAUGGAGCCUCUU
Sorex araneus (European shrew) is the source of this 1375-nucleotide messenger RNA. RefSeq names its product ADP ribosylation factor related protein 1 (gene ARFRP1). NCBI's taxonomy places the organism in Eukaryota, Metazoa, Chordata, Mammalia, Eulipotyphla, Soricidae. The transcript is spliced from 8 exons. Bases 122 to 727 code for a protein of 201 amino acids. Gene Ontology annotation, biological process: intracellular protein transport; Golgi to plasma membrane protein transport; protein localization to organelle. Gene Ontology annotation, molecular function: GTPase activity; GTP binding. The record is from RefSeq and is a predicted model, not a curated record. Gene Ontology annotation, cellular component: Golgi apparatus.